Molecule: messenger RNA, 5048 nt
Organism: Limulus polyphemus (Atlantic horseshoe crab)
Lineage: Eukaryota; Metazoa; Arthropoda; Merostomata; Xiphosura; Limulidae
Product: frizzled-5-like
Exons: 4
Coding region: 1216-3051 (611 amino acids)
Biological process (GO): canonical Wnt signaling pathway; non-canonical Wnt signaling pathway
Cellular component (GO): plasma membrane
Molecular function (GO): Wnt receptor activity; Wnt-protein binding
Source: RefSeq, a predicted model, not a curated record
GUCUAGUAGUGCUAUAUUGGAAGGGAGUGCGCAAUGUUGUAACAACUAGUCAGCCCACGUAAAGAGCACGAGGUGUGUGGCACGUGAGGCAGAGGACGCCAUCGAUUUUCAUUUCGAGUAUACCUUGUUUUGUAAGACGUAAAAAGGGGGUCCUCGAGCACUUAGCAAGAAGAACGUGGAAAAUACGAGCCACAAGUAUAUAUAUCGUUCCGUGAGGCACACGAGAGCCAUUUUACCUGUUUCAUUAUGCAUCAAAGUGAUUUUUGAUGACAUUAAUGAGAACAUACAGCACUUACAUCUCUUCGUUUAUUACCGGAAAAUAAUAAGCAGUUAAAGCUUCGUUUGUGAGCUGUUCACGUUCUCCUCGCGCCUGACCUAGAGAACGUGAUAGCAGAGUGGCCGAAGAAUUGGAUUUGUCUAGAUUAUCCUGUUCUGGUUUUAUAUCAGUUAUUCUUGUCUCGAUCACUCGACUACUGGGAGAACAUGCCAACAGCAUUGCCCUUGAGAGAAACCCUUCACAGCAUGUGGUGCUUUUUUUUAAAAUCACGAACUUACCAAAGUUUCACCUGAAAGGGACUUUGUGGAAUCAGUAGAAGAUUAUAAAGUAGACAUACUAGUUGUUUUCUUUGUCGACCCCCUAAGAAUAAGGAAGAUUCAAGCCAAGGGUAUGAAAACUACCGCAUAUGUUUUUGCAGGUCGUGGCUAGUUGAUCAUUAAAGGCAGUUCGUUGAACUUUAUACACCUAUUUCCUGACCAGUUGUGCCUGGAGUAUAUAGUUUUCUUUGUGACUGAGAUGGUCCCGAUUAUUUAGUGAAGUCUGCCCUUCCGUCAGUGAAUGGAAAACUCGCGGCCUGAAGCUCUUUGUGAUUGGUUGCUAAGCGAUGACGUCGACUUAAUCUUCAUGCAUGAACAGAACCCAGACGAGAAGAGAGCUGACAGGAGUCGUGAUCUGUGUGCAGAUGGUGGAGACAAGCGGGUUGUCUUGGAGACAAGCUCUGGGAUUACGUUUAUUUACUCGCCACGUACAAGAGGUUGGAUUUAAUCUGUGACAAUCAAGACUUUAUAUUUAUUUAAAAGAAAAGUCUUCAUUGCUAUCAACACUUGAGUGACAUAAAAGAACUUGCAGUGGUGUUUUAUGAAGAGAAAGUAUGUUUAUAGAAGAAGAAAAACUUAGCUAUGUGUAACAAUACAAAGUUUUAGAAAUAUCACAAAAAUAUGAUUCUCUUUAAGAAAACAUGUAUACCUGAUACUACCCUUCGAUUCUACGCAACAAGUUCUUCCAAAGUCUACACAAUGACCUUCAGACGAGCCAUCAGUCUUUUGAAGAUUGGCAUACUUGUGUUACUAGCGGCUAGGGUUGCAUGUGCUGCUGAUAAGCUGAAAUGUGAAGAAAUCACUAUUCCUAUGUGUAAAAACAUUGGCUAUAACUACACGUCCAUGCCUAAUCAGUUCUAUCAUGACACCCAAGAAGAAGCGGGAAUGGAGGUGCAUCAGUUCUGGCCUUUAGUUGAAAUUCAGUGCUCUGAUGAUCUUCGUUUCUUUCUUUGUUCUAUGUAUACGCCAAUCUGUAUGGUGGAUUACCACAGCUCGCUUCCUGCUUGUCGGUCAGUCUGUGAAAGGUCACGAGCAGGCUGUGCACCCAUUAUGAGACAAUACGGGUUUGCGUGGCCUGAGAGGAUGAACUGUGAAGAGUUACCUAACUAUGGAGACCCUAAUAAUCUGUGCAUGGACGAAAAAGAAGGGGCUAAACCAAAAUCUUCUGACAUUAGAUCGGAAGUAGGCAAGAAACCUGAUAUUCCUAAAAAUAAUGAUUGGCCUAAAAGUAUCUCCAAGGCGCCUAUUCAACCCAAGCCUAGUCCUAAUUUCCCACCUCUACCAGCCACUGGUAAUGCUGACUGUGGAUGUUUGUGUCGAUCUCCUAUGGUGACACUUUUAGAAAGCAGUGAACGAAAUUAUUACAAUAAAGUAGAGACAGGUAAUGUACUAAACUGUGCUGUCCCAUGUCACGGCACCUUCUUCUCCACAGACGAACAUACUUUUGCCACUAUGUGGCUCGGACUCUGGGCAGUGCUGUGCUGCAUUUCCACUAGUUUGACCGUCAUUACGUUUCUGAUCGACAUGCAGAGAUUUCGUUAUCCAGAACGUCCUAUCAUCUUCCUCUCCGGCUGUUACUUGAUGGUUUCCAUAGGCUAUUUGGUCCGGCUAGGCAUGGGACAUGCUGAGCUGGCUUGUGAUGGACCAAUCGUUCGGUAUCAGGACUCUGAAAGACCGGCAGCGUGCACCAUCGUCUUCCUGUUGAUUUACUUCUUUGGAAUGGCUAGCUCUCUCUGGUGGGUCAUCUUAGCCUUGACUUGGCUUCUGGCAGCUGGACUGAAAUGGGGGAAUGAAGCUAUUGCUGGAUACUCGCUAUAUUUCCACUUGUUAGCUUGGUCAGUACCAACCGUCAAAACAAUCGCCAUCUUAGCCGUGGACGGAGUGGAUGGGGACCCCGUGGCUGGUAUUUGUUUCGUUGGAAAUCAGGACUUGACUCUCCUGCGAGGAUUUGUACUGACUCCUCUCUGUGUCUACCUUCUUUUGGGAACAUCCUUUCUCUUGGCUGGAUUCGUGGCUCUUUUUCGGAUCAGGAAUGUCAUCCGACAACAAGCUAGAGCUAAAGUAGACAAGCUGGAAAAACUCAUGAUCAGGAUUGGAGUCUUCUCGGUGCUGUACACGGUGCCAGCCACCAUCGUCAUCGGCUGUUACAUCUACGAACAACACUUCCGGGAAGCCUGGGAAAGGAGGCACAAUUGCCCCUGUAGUAACCCGGAUGUACGUCCCGAUUACUCUGUAUUCAUGCUCAAGUACUUUAUGUGUCUCGUAGUUGGAAUCACUUCUGGAUUCUGGAUCUGGUCCGGGAAAACUGUGGAUUCCUGGCGGAGGUUCUAUGGACGGCUGUGUGGGAAAAAACCUCAGAGCAGCCAACAAGGCAGAACUUUCAAACAAAUCAACACGGCAAACCACGUGGGACAAGUAGCUCCACCAAAUAAACAGUUACCCUUGACCCACGUAUGAUGAUCCACAAUAACGAGUGAAGAAAACGAUUAAAGGUGGCAGUCUAACAGGAACAUCCAUAUGGGUCGACUGUAUUUUUCUGGAAAACACUAGAUUCCCCGAGUUAGAUAACGGUGAACCAGUGCAUAUCAUAUUUUCUUGUAAUAACAUUCAUCCUUUUGACAGGUGAGUUAACAAGUUUUGCCUAUUUAACAAGUUGAAGAGUUGAUUUUUUCUUGAAAUCAUUUAUGUUUUGCUAACCCUCCAUAGCUGGCUCAAGAAGAUAGAAUAGAAUAAUUGUUUAUAAGUACCAGAUGUGUUUUUUUUUUCUGUAAAUACUGUGAUCAGCUAUGUUGACAUAUCUCUACACUUGUAUUGAAGGUAAAUGUACACUGCAACAACAUUAAAGGGUCUGAGAAAUAAAUCGUAGAAAACAGUAGAUAAUAUCAACAUCGCGAGCAGUUGUUACAUGCUAAGAAAAUUUAAUGUACUGUGAAAAAGGUGGAAGUUUGUUUAAUAUUGCUGCAGGUCUCUUACUGCCAUUCCGUCAUAACAACGUUAAAAAGGUUAAAAAAAACAUCUCUGGCCAUGCGCCGAUUAACAACAACAAGCCAUGAGGUCAAUCAACUUCUAAAAAGUUCACAGAAUUGUGCACGUUACUUGAAGAUGAAAUGUAAGGCAAAUAAGAAUUAGUAAUUUACAAAAUAAGCUUUAGAUCUAAUCCACUACUAGACCGUGCACCAAGUUAACACAGUUUUUUGUGGGCAAACUCGCCUAAAGUUGUUGAUCCUUUACCCAAGAUUUCGUAAAUUGCGAUGUUCCUAAAACUGCCAAUGUGUUUAUAAUUUUUUGUAAUUUUGAAUGCACUAAAUUAUAGAUAGUAUAUCCAGUAAUGUAGUAAGUGUUUUAAUGUGAAAUUGUACUAUUUCAUUUUAUGCUUCCUCGAGUUUAGUUGUUUCCUAGUGAAUCUUUGAUACACAGGCUCCCUCUAGUGACAAUCGUUGUAGGUAUUAUAGAUUCAUGGAGGUUAAAAGUUUUGUGUCUAGAAAAACCAUUAAUCCCAGAAUGAGUCUACAUAAAUCCGAGUAAGUACAUCGCAGAAUAACACUAUCCACAAUUCAUAUGGUAAGAUAACUGGGUAGUAAAAAUGUUUUAUGACCACGAAAUGCCCUUUUCACUACGAGAGUGUGAAUUUAUGAACGUAGGCUUUGGCGCAGGAAGGCUUGUAUGUCACGUGAGUUUCUGCAGUGCUUAUUCUACGGCGCCUUAUGUUAAAGACUGGCGUUUAUUUAUUUAUCUAUCGUUUUUCUAGCCUUUGGAGUACGUUUAGAAAGUGUAUUAUUACAUGAUAUUUAUAUCGCAAAUCAACAGGAGAAAAGAAAAUGUUAUAAAAAAAAAUGUGUCGUAAGGAAAUAUUUUCCCAUGUAUAUCAACUUUUUAUGAAAUAUGUUUAAUGUUAAAAAAUUUUUAGCGUUUCGCUUACGGGGCACAGAAAAAAAAUGCCGUUUCAAAUAGUCAAAAUCAUCUUGUUAAGAGCAAGUUUGAUCCAAAGAAAACGACCUCCCAAUGUGCACAAAUCGGGCUUCAUUGAUUAGUUACUAACCAUUUCAAUUUACAGUUUUUAAUUUUUAACUAAAACAAGAAAUAUAUCUUAUUUCCUCCGUUGUUCAUACCAAUCUUUUGUAGAGGCUUUGAAUGUGUAGUUGUAGAAGGAAUUAAUAUAAGGUUCUUUCUAAACCUUUUUACUUAAUUAAGAUAUGUAAUUGUGUGUUAUGUGUGUCGUUGUUAGUUGUAUGUAUUUUCUGUUUACUUAAUAUUUUAUUGUUAUGAUUUAGAUAGCAUCCUUUCAAGGCGCAUUUUUUUCGUCUUCUAAGCUCACUGUUGUAGUAGCGAAUAUAUGUGCUAGUAAUUAAUGUUAUUUUGCAAAAAGUGUCAUAUGUAGCAGCUCUCGUGCCCAUUUGUAAAUGUGUGUAGUUUCUUUCUUGACUUUUGAUGAAGUCGGGGGAGAAGUUUCGUUG